This is a messenger RNA of Saitoella complicata NRRL Y-17804, 1758 nucleotides long. Its product is annotated as asparagine synthetase. The transcript has 3 exons. Bases 1 to 1758 code for a protein of 585 amino acids. Gene Ontology annotation, cellular component: cytosol. The record is from RefSeq and is a predicted model, not a curated record. Lineage: Eukaryota; Fungi; Ascomycota; Saitoellomycetes; Saitoellales; Saitoellaceae. Gene Ontology annotation, molecular function: asparagine synthase (glutamine-hydrolyzing) activity.
AUGUGUGGUAUUUUCUGUGUGCACCGCUAUCAGGGCGAUAUCCAGGCUUUCAAGCCUGAGGCUUUGCAGUUGUCGAAGUCUCUCCGUCACCGCGGUCCCGACUGGUCCGGCAACAUCACCAAGCUCGACACAAUCAUGUGCCACGAACGUCUCGCAAUCUGCGGUGUCGACACCGGCGCCCAACCCCUCCAAAACACCGACGGCUCCAUCAUCCUCGCCGUCAACGGCGAAAUCUACAACCACCGCGCCCUCCGCGCCAAAUACGCCGACUACGACUUCAAGACCCACUCAGACUGCGAGGUGAUCAUUCCCUUGUACCUCGAGCACGGCGUCGAUGCGCCCAAGUUCUUGGAUGGGAUGUUUUCGUUUGUGUUGCAUGAUGUGAAGAAGAACAAGGUUAUCGCUGCGAGGGAUCCGAUUGGUAUCACGACUUUGUAUCAGGGAUUUAACUCGAAGGCGGAGGAGACUUCGUACUUUGCGUCUGAGUUGAAGGCGUUGCACCCCGUUUGCGACAAGAUUAUUGCGUUCCCUCCUGGUCAUGUUUACGACUCUGAGACCAAGGAGACUCGCCGUUACUUCGAGCCUUCGUGGUGGGAUGCGGAGAAGAUCCCUUCCACCCCCGUCGACUACCAGUUGUUGCGCGAGACCUUGGAGGCUGCGGUCAGGAAGAGGUUGAUGUCCGAGGUUCCCUACGGUGUGUUGUUGUCCGGUGGUCUCGACUCCUCCCUCAUCGCUGCUAUCGCCGCACGGGAAACCGAGCGUGUCCAGAACGCUCAGUUGCAGAAGAACAAGUUCACCGAGGAUGGUUUGGUUGGUGGUGCGCAGAAGGAUGGAACUGCCGAUUUGGCGUCUUUGGAUGAGGAGGCUACGCUUGCUGCUUGGCCUCGUCUUCACUCUUUCUCUGUUGGGUUGCCUGGGGCUCCUGAUUUGAUUGCGGCAAGGGGUGUUGCGGAGUACCUUGGUACCGCUCACCACGAGCACACUUUCACCGUCGAGGAGGGUAUUGACGCGUUGCAGGAUGUUAUCUACCACCUCGAGACCUACGAUGUCACUACCAUCCGUGCUUCUACCCCCAUGUACCUUCUGUCAAGAAAGAUCAAGGCUCAGGGUGUCAAGAUGGUCUUGUCCGGUGAGGGAUCUGAUGAGAUUUUCGGUGGAUACCUUUACUUUCACGCUGCCCCCAACUCUGAUGAGUUCCACAAGGAGUGUGUCGCUCGUGUCAAGAACUUGCACUUGGCUGAUUGCUUGCGUGCUAACAAAUCUACCAUGGCUUGGGGUCUUGAGGCUCGUGUGCCUUUCUUGGACAAGCAGUUCUUGGAGGUCGCCAUGAACGUUGAUCCUAAGGAGAAGCUGUUCACCAAGGAGCGUAUGGAGAAGUACAUCAUCCGUAAGGCCUUCGACACCUCGGAUGACCCAUCAGCCAAGCCAUACCUUCCCCACAACAUCUUGUGGCGCCAGAAGGAGCAGUUCUCCGAUGGUGUUGGAUACUCCUGGAUCGAUGCCCUCAAGGACACCGCGGAGAAGAUGGUUACGGACGAGCAGUUGGCCAACCCUAAGCCCGAGUGGAAGGACGAUGUUCCCCAGACCAAGGAGGCUUAUUGGUACAGAUGCAUGUUCGACAACGUCUUCCCACAACAAUGUGCGGAGAGUGUCAUGAGGUGGAUUCCGAAGAGCGAGUGGGGUGUUCCUUCUGACCCGUCUGGUCGUGCGCAGAAGGUCCAUGACCAGGCUUACCAGGGUGGAGCUAAGCAGGAGUAA